This is a messenger RNA of Funneliformis mosseae, 336 nucleotides long. Lineage: Eukaryota; Fungi; Glomeromycota; Glomeromycetes; Glomerales; Glomeraceae. The record is from the annotation of a GenBank genome assembly.
AUGGAAAACGAAGAAAUUUUUCAGGUAUUACCUGAUUAUGAUUUCCUCAUUGAUGAUUUUCUUUUGUCACCUUCUGAAUAUGUUCAGCAAAGUCAACCAGUUAGCAAUAUCUCCUCCUCUUCAUGUUCUUCGAGUAAUUCCAGUGAUGUCAAUAGAAAUUCAAAAAGAGAAAGGAGGAAGAUGCUCAAUAGAAAAGCAGCUGCAAGGUCAAGGCAAAAGAAGAAGAAAGAGCUAAAAGAAUUACAAAAUGAUAAUGACAACUUGAAAAAUGAAAUUGGACAGAUGGAUGGGACUAUAAAUAAAUUAAGGAAACAAAUAAUGGAAUUGGAAAGAUGA